CUUCCAAUAGGACACAAUACUGUAAAUACAGUUCAAGCUGCCAAACACCAACCUGCCACCAUGGCCGUCAUUGGUACAGGCUUUGAUGACCAGUCCCUUAGCAGUGAAGGCAGUGACAACCAUGUCUUCUCAGACACAGAAGCUUCCACAGUCAAAGGCUUGUACUUCCAAAGUGCUCAGCUGCUCCGUGAACCAGAAUCUUCAAGCCAGAACCUUGAUCCCUCCCAGUGGGCCCUCAUCAAUGUGGGAGGCAUCCGGUACAUCAUCCCCUGGAGCACACUGGAGGAUGUCCCCCAGAGCCGCCUGAGUCGUCUGCGCUUCUGCACCACCCUGAAGGAGAUAGCAGAGUUUUGUGAUGACUAUGACGAGAUGCGACAUGAAUUCUUCUUUGACCGUGACCCUUUAGCUUUUCGGGUCAUCCUCAACUUCCUGGCUAAAGGGAAAUUGCGUCUUCUGCAUGAGAUCUGCAAUGUGGCUCUGCAUGGGGAGCUGCUGUACUGGGGCCUCAAUAUACGACAGAUGGAACCAUGCUGCCGCCAUCGUAUGAUAUCCUCUGUGGAGGAGGUGGCUCAGCACCAGCGCAAGGAGAAUGAGUGGCAUCAGAGAAGGAGGGCGCAGAGGGCUCCUAUAGUAGGGGACAGUCUGUUCCACAUGCUGGGAGAAGCAGUGGAGAACCCUCAUUCAGGUUUAGCAGGGAAGGUGUUUGCUUUCCUCUCUGUCAUCAUGGUGGUGAUCACAGUCAUCAGUUUGUGCAUCAACACCAUGCCAGACCAACAAGAAGAAGCAUCAGUAUGUAGUAAAUGCACUCAAAAGUGCCGCAACAUGUUUAUUGUGGAAUCUGUUUGUGUCGUUUGGUUCUCUCUGGAGUUUCUGGUACGAUUUUUCCAUGCACCAAGCAAGCUGGAGUUUGCCCGUGGUCCUCUGAACAUCAUUGAUGCUGCUGCCAUCUUGCCCUUCUAUAUCUCACUGUUUCUGGAGCUUGGGGAUGAGUCUGUUCAGGAUAUUGUGGCUGGUGCAGGAAAAAGCAAUGUGGACAAACUGGGCCUAACCCUGCGCAUGAUGAGGGCCCUGCGUAUCCUGUAUGUGAUGAGACUGGCCCGCCACUCUCUGGCCCUGCAGACCUUGGGGUUGACUAUCCAACGCAGCAUGACGGACUUUGGUCUGCUGUUGCUCUUUGUGUGCGUUGCUGUGACUCUCCUCUCUCCAUUGGUACAUCUCGCUGAGAGCGAGUUGGCCCCAAACGCUGCCAGAUCCCCCCAGCUCAGCUUCAGCAGCAUCCCAGCUUCAUACUGGUGGUCCAUCAUCUCUGUGACCACAGUGGGGUAUGGUGACAUGGUGCCCCACAGCAUCCCUGGCCAACUGGUGGCACUGAUCAGCAUCUUAUCAGGGAUCCUCAUUCUGUCUUUCCCUUCUACAUCUAUUUUCCACACAUUCCAUCGUACCUACAUAGACCUCAAGGAGGAGCAUGACAGGCUGUGGAAAGAGAGGAGGGGUGCCCAGCUUGCCACUGAGGCUGAAGAAAGCAUCAAAGAAGGAGAAACUUGGCCUGAUAACUGGUCAGACAACAGACCGCUCAACAUUAAUGGUCAGCCAUACUAA
Messenger RNA from Scatophagus argus, 1599 nucleotides. Its product is annotated as potassium voltage-gated channel subfamily G member 4-like. Lineage: Eukaryota; Metazoa; Chordata; Actinopteri; Scatophagidae. Gene Ontology annotation, molecular function: delayed rectifier potassium channel activity. The record is from RefSeq and is a predicted model, not a curated record. Gene Ontology annotation, biological process: potassium ion transmembrane transport; protein homooligomerization. The coding region runs from base 61 to 1599 and encodes 512 amino acids. The transcript has 2 exons. Gene Ontology annotation, cellular component: voltage-gated potassium channel complex; membrane.